AUGCUGUGGCUAUAUUUCCUGAACCCACUCAUUUUUAUGAGUGUUAGCAUGGCUCUUACAGAUGCUUUUGCGGCUUUCCAUCCCACAACCAACCGUUUCAACCUCUACAAGUCAGGAGCCAAUCCUCAUUAUAGCUCUGGCAAACCUACUGCUAGACACAAAAACCACUGUGCGUAUGUAGUGGAAAAGAGUGUUUCCUACACUGUUCAUGAUGGUACAGCUCCUUAUGUGAAAGCGGAGUACAAAAAAUGUGGCUGGGGGAAGAAGUGUCCAGGACUUAGGUACCGUAUGCUCUACAAGCCAAUGUUUAAAGUGGCAUACAAGACAAUAACUGAGUUAGAGUGGCGCUGUUGUCCUGGAUUCACUGGUGUUGGUUGUAACAUGGGACCAACUGCUUAUGGAAUGAAAGCAAUGCCCCCUUUCAAGGGUCAUGUGCCAUCCUACAAAGGUCCUAUGCCAUCUCAUAAAGGUCUGCAGCCAUCCAGUAAAGGUCCCCAAUCUUCAUACAAAGGCCCUGUGUCACGUUUCAAGGGCCCAAUGCCUCCCAUCAAAGGACAAAUGCCCCCUUUUAAUGACCCGGUGAAUGCUUAUGAAGAGAGAGUGCCUUUCCACAAAGGACCAGUGCCUCGUUUUCACGGUCCAAUGUCCCAACCCAACUAUUACAGAAACCACUGGAAUCAACCAUUGUCACCCUCUAACAUAAUAAAUGAAUAUCCUGGCCCUAAUGCUGCACCUUCUUAUCCAGAAACGUCAUUUGAGUCUUAUCAAGAGCCGGAAACAGGUCAUCCAGAUACAGUGCUGGAACAACACAACCCUCUGACUAAUAAUCAAGAUUCUGUACAUGAUCCCAUUCCAGAUGAUCACAAACCAAUUACAAACUACCAGGAUCCUACACCAGAUCUCCGACAGUCAAUUCCACAACCAGAGACAAAGCCAUUUCCUGUAACACAUGCAUCUUCAGGUGACAGUGAGCUACAUCAGGCUGUUGAAGAGAACAGUGUCAAUGUUGAUUGUUUAAAUCGGAUGGAAGAGGAUGUGCAACGACUUUCACUUGGUCUUGAGACACUUCGUGCUAAAGUGACCGGAUUAGAAGACCACCUACGUACCUCACUCCGGGAAGAUGCAAACCGCAUGCUCUCUACACUUCUGUCUGCAGCUCCAGCCCCCAUUGCUGUUGCAUCUCAGGACAUGACUGUUGGUUUUGGAGACCUGCCUGGAGGAGCACCACAUAUAGAGGGCUCAGAUGCCAUAGUUAGUUUCCCAAACCUGGGUGAUUUGGCUGAAAAGAUUGCAGAGCUAAGUGCGGAGGUACUGGCUAAGAGCACAGAUCUUGUAGAAUUAAAAAAGACAGUACUGGACCAUGAUGGGGCCCUGCAGAGGCUGUCUGCUGGGGCAGGAAACCUCACAGAUUCUCAACAGGACCUGGAGACACUGUUGGAGACCAAACUUAGUAAGGCAGGAGCAGCUGUCUUUGAAGAGUUUCACAAGCGUGUGGAGACUGCAGAGCAGCGUUUUGAAGAUCAGGUGAAGGAGGUGCAUCUCCAGUGCAAGAAACAGGUAAUGGAAGGACAGGAACAGAUGGAGCAGGUCAUAAAUAGUAGUGUGACAGUCUUGAAAAUGGAGCUUGCAAACCUUGAGCUCCAAGGGCUAGAACCAGAAAAUGUUUGCUGCACAGCAAUAUCUGGCAUGACUGAAAGGGUGGUUUUUCUAGAGCAGUCAAUGGAUGGAUUGAACCAGUCCCAAGGGUACCUUCAAGCUGAGCUAGGUGGCCACAAGGACCAUGUAGAGGGCAUGAUUGAAGGUAGACUGGCCUAUGUAGAGUCACUUCUUAGUACACCAGAGAAGCAACAAGGAAGUGUUGGUGGAAGAACAACUGGUAUCCUAGAGGACUGCUUGGAGGAAAAGAUGAAGGAGCUUGAAAUUCGCUUGUUUGCUGCUAUGGAGGAACUAGGUAAUGCUACUUCUUCAAGUGUGGUCGAAGGUCAGACAAUGCCCACAUUAGACACAGAAGUCAAGUCCCUCAAAAAGAGGGUAGAUGUAGAUCUUGGCUUCAUUCAGAAGCAGCUUAACGCCCUUGAACUUAUAUGCACUUCCUCUUGUGCUCCACAACCAGUCCUUACAGGAUUUACUGCUCCACAGAAAACAAUGGAAGAGAAUGAUAAGCAAAUACAUGAAAACCUUAAUGGACAGCUCAUUGCCCAGACAGAAAGACUAGACAAUCUGAAUACCACUCUAAAUUCAUUGCUCAUGCAGAUGACUAAGAGACAAGAAGAGAAGGAGCUUCAAGGUGAGGUAACCAUACUGAAGGUGACCAUGCACUCUGUAAAUCACACUCUUAAUGGACUAAAAGACUCAUUUGGGAAGGUGGUUAAUGAAGUUGGACAAGCUAAUUUUACCUGGCAAGAGCGAGAGGAGAGGCUAGCACAGCAGGUUAAAGGUGUGGUGCACUUGGUUGGACGACAGGCCUCUAUGUUGGGUGCUGGGGAGAGAAGACUGAAUCGUCUAAAGGGUGAGUUACAGGAUCUACGGCACAGGCUGGCUUCAGAACUUCAGACCUGCCGUUCAACUGCUCUGGGAGUCCAGAAAGAGGUAACUGAUGUAGGGGGACGUGUGGCCCGUGUAGAAGGUCAGUGUGGUGGCUUGUCACGGCUGUCUGAAGACUUGGAGCUGAUCCGAGGAGAGCUGGAGAAGCAUUCAGAUGGAUAUUUUUCCCAGGUCAACAGCACCCUUGUGAAUCAUUCCCUACAGCUGUCUGAACUAAGAGAUGGACUGAAAAACUGUACUAAGGUCUCUGGGUCAACUGAGGAUCACUUCAUGACAGUAUCUCCACUAUGGGAACACACUGCUGAACCACCUAAACCUAGAGGAGACCAGUUUUUAGAUCCCUCUAAGGUGUAAUGUGUCCUCAGGGAAGUUCCAUAAUAUGGGGAAAUAUAUUUAAAGACUACA
This is a messenger RNA of Hemibagrus wyckioides, 2949 nucleotides long. It is a transcript of the gene emilin3a, whose product is annotated as elastin microfibril interfacer 3a. The record is from RefSeq and is a predicted model, not a curated record. The transcript is spliced from 4 exons. Gene Ontology annotation, molecular function: protein binding. Gene Ontology annotation, cellular component: extracellular matrix. NCBI's taxonomy places the organism in Eukaryota, Metazoa, Chordata, Actinopteri, Siluriformes, Bagridae. Bases 1 to 2898 code for a protein of 965 amino acids.